Messenger RNA from Echinostoma caproni, 378 nucleotides. The record is from the annotation of a GenBank genome assembly. NCBI's taxonomy places the organism in Eukaryota, Metazoa, Platyhelminthes, Trematoda, Plagiorchiida, Echinostomatidae.
AUGCUCCGCCGUUGUCUUUACACCACCUGGAAUAUUCUUUCUAGGUCUGAGCGUUUUCUUAGUAGUUUGGUAAUUGUGGAACACUCAAAUGACAAAAUAGAAGCGAUCACAAAGAGUGCGAUUUCUGCUGCCACUAAAUUCGGCACCGUGGUCUGUGUGGUUGGAGGUUACAAAUGCAAGAAGGCGGCUGAAGAAGUGUCAAAAGUGGAUGGUGUGACCAAAGUGCUUCUUGCCGAUCAAGAAAAUUAUAUGGUGAGUACUCCAAUGUUCUGCGAUUGUAUACUAUCUAUCUUAGCGGAGGUGCGUGUACCUUUGGAGAUAAUUAUUUAUUAUUUAUUAAUUUAUUUUGUUGAUUUAAUAUUAUUUGGUGGAGAGUGA